AUGCUGACCAAGAAGUGUUUAAGUGUUUAUGAUAUAUAUGAAUUAUAUUCAUUACCACUCAAUAGCAGUAUAGAUAUCAACCUAUUUCAACAGUUAUCACUUCCUGUAUUAUAUUCUAUCAAAAGUCAGAAUUGUUUAUCUCCACCUAUACUUAUACCUCAUAUAGAAGAUCCUUCCAUUUCAGCAGUAUGGGGUUAUGGUAUUUUGUUUGUUUCUGUUAUCAAUCUAUGUUCGUUAGUGGGUAUCAUUGUUUUACCCUUUAUGAAGAUGGUGUUUUAUCGUUUAUUGUUAAUAUUUAUGGUGGCCUUAGCUGUCGGUACAUUGACUGGUAGUGGCCUGUUGUUUUUAAUCCCUGAGGCAUUUGGUCUAGACCAUGAUAAUGGUUAUAUAUUGACAGCAUCAACAGUUAUUGGUGGUAUAUAUCUCUUCUAUUUAACAGAAAGGAUAAUGAAAAUGCUAACAAUAUGGAGACAGACUAAAAAACAUGAAGGUAGAGAUAAAGAUAUUUAUUGUUCAAUACGCCAGCGAACACCGAAGAAAUCUGAAUCUGAAUUUAAAGAUCCGUCCACUAUUCCUCAAUCUUCCUCAUCCUGUACAACUGUUACCUUAUUGAAUGAUGAAAAUAGUGAUGCUAGUGUGGUCAAUGAGAGUUUACCUAAUGGACAACUUGAUACACCUGCCCCAAAGAUAGAAGUAAAUGGUAAAUCUGUCAAUGGUCACCAUCAUGGUGGUGAAGGUAAAGAGAUAGCUACAGUGGCCUGGAUGAUUAUAUUUGGUGAUGGUUUACAUAAUUUUAUAGAUGGGUUAUCUAUUGGUGCAGCGUUUACAAACAGUAUUUUAUCUGGAGUUAGUGUAUCUCUGGCUUGUAUUUGUGAAGAAUUACCUCAUGAAUUAGGUGAUUUUGCUAUUUUACUGAAUUCUGGUAUGAGUUUAAAGAAAGCAUUAAUGUAUAAUUUUUUGUCAGCAUGUAUGUGUUAUUUAGGAUUGAUAGUGGGUAUAUUACUAGGAGAAAGUACCUCAGCUCAUCAGUGGAUAUUUGCUAUCGCUGGUGGCAUGUUUUUAUAUAUAGCACUUGUAGAUAUGAUGCCUGAAAUGAAUGCAGCUGCAGAAUCAGAAGAAGCCAAAAAAUAUGGAAACAUUAAGAUAUUUUUAUUACAAAAUUGUGGUUUAUUCACUGGCUUUGCUAUCAUGUUAAUCAUGGCUUUAUAUGGAGGUGAUAUCUCAUUUGAAUAG
Lottia gigantea (owl limpet) is the source of this 1233-nucleotide messenger RNA. RefSeq lists its product as hypothetical. The coding region runs from base 1 to 1233 and encodes 410 amino acids. The transcript is spliced from 8 exons. Lineage: Eukaryota; Metazoa; Mollusca; Gastropoda; Lottiidae. Gene Ontology annotation, biological process: intracellular zinc ion homeostasis; zinc ion import across plasma membrane. Gene Ontology annotation, cellular component: membrane. Gene Ontology annotation, molecular function: zinc ion transmembrane transporter activity. The record is from RefSeq and is a predicted model, not a curated record.